This is a messenger RNA of Racocetra persica, 199 nucleotides long. The record is from the annotation of a GenBank genome assembly. Lineage: Eukaryota; Fungi; Glomeromycota; Glomeromycetes; Diversisporales; Gigasporaceae.
AAAGAAGAGAGAAAAUGAGUAAUGCAAUAACCUUAGAUAGAAACAGAGCAGAAGGUUUAUUAGUAAUGUCAUUAUAUUUAGGCGAUAUCCGAAAUCUAUCAAAUGAGCAGCUUUUACAAAAAGCCUGGGAAAAAAUCCAAGACAGAUACUUUAAUAUUUUUAGUUUACACCGCUAUAAUAUGUGCCGAACUGCUUUUGA